Molecule: messenger RNA, 600 nt
Organism: Dromaius novaehollandiae (emu)
Lineage: Eukaryota; Metazoa; Chordata; Aves; Casuariiformes; Dromaiidae
Gene: MRPL51
Product: mitochondrial ribosomal protein L51
Exons: 3
Coding region: 107-529 (140 amino acids)
Biological process (GO): translation
Cellular component (GO): mitochondrial large ribosomal subunit
Molecular function (GO): structural constituent of ribosome
Source: RefSeq, a predicted model, not a curated record
CCGUCCGCCACUGCAACCGGAGGAGGCGGAGCGGAGGCCAGGGCGACCCCACCCCCCCAAGGCGGCGGGGCGGAGGCGAGCCGAGCUGGCCCCCGGGGGCCUCGCGAUGGCGGCGCUGGUGCAGGCCGCGGCACGGGCCCUCCUGGGCCACGGCGCGCCGCUGCCGCGGGCCGCGCGGAGCAUUAGCUGCGGGGUGGCCCGUGUUCCCCACGUGAAGGAACCGCCGCAGCCCAAGCAGGUGGAUCGCUGGACGGAAAAGCGAGCCUUGUUCGGGGUCUACGACAACGUGGGGAUCCUGGGUAAGGACCCCCUGCCCCCACCGCAGCCUCAGGGUGACUUCAAGGCCCACCCUAAGGACCUCAUCGUGGGGCCCAAGUGGCUGCGGGGCUGGCGGGGGAACGAGCUGCAGAGGUGCAUUCGCAAAAAGCAGGUGGUGGGAGAUCGGAUGUUUGUGGAUGACUACCACAAACUCAACAAGAGGAUCCGGUACUUGUACAGGCGCUUCAAUCGCACCGGGAAGCACCGCUAGGAGCAGCUAUGGGUUCAGCACAUGGAGCGUGGUUUUGUGGCGUCACACUCGGAAUAAAGUCAGCUUUCUUA